Arabidopsis lyrata subsp. lyrata is the source of this 584-nucleotide messenger RNA. RefSeq lists its product as uncharacterized. The coding region runs from base 18 to 536 and encodes 172 amino acids. Lineage: Eukaryota; Viridiplantae; Streptophyta; Magnoliopsida; Brassicales; Brassicaceae. The transcript has 6 exons. Gene Ontology annotation, cellular component: plasma membrane. The record is from RefSeq and is a predicted model, not a curated record.
UAACAUGGAGAGGACGCAUGGUAAGACUGCUUCAUCACUCACUGCCCUGUCCUCUCGCAGCAGCUCACUGCCACUGGUGGUAUACUCCCGAAACAGUCGGCUCCUUUAGAUCUGAUUAUUCAAUUCUAGCUCCUUUAGAUCUGAGCGUUUCUGAUCCGGAGAUGCAGAGUCAUAUAGAGAAGAGUCUUUAUAACGGUCAUGCUUUAUUCAAAGUCUCCUAUUCGAUUGGUUAUAUGGAUAUAUGGGAAGCAGCUACCUUGUCUAUUAAGAAAGAAGGCUACAGCAUCAAACCUACUAAUGACCCUGUAAUUACAGAAAAGUUCUCCUCUUCUACUAAUAUUGUGAUUCCCUUUGAUCAGCCUGCGGAUUUUGUGAUUAUUGGUAGCGAUGGCGUGGAGCAUCUCUGUCGAGUGGGCAAUGAUGCAACAGAUCUUAGCUGCUCAAGAGACACAAUUGUGCUCACCCUUAGAUUAUUUCUUAAGAAGGCUCUGCAGAGAAAGAAGGGGAAGAAAAAAGGAUUUUUGUUUAACAAAUGAGUUUUUGGUAAAUAGUAUUGUUGGCUCUUUUUUUUUUUUCUUCUCUGG